Messenger RNA from Nelumbo nucifera (sacred lotus), 1042 nucleotides. Lineage: Eukaryota; Viridiplantae; Streptophyta; Magnoliopsida; Proteales; Nelumbonaceae. The record is from RefSeq and is a predicted model, not a curated record.
UAAAAUCGUUUUUCGCAAACAAGAACCCUAAACAAAAAGCCUCUCUGCCUGACUUUCUGCUUUUCCCCGUUUCUGUGCGCUUGUGUGCAAUUUUUUGGGUUCCUCCCCUGAAAUUAUAACGGCGUAGCCUUCCGAGCUUAAUCCAAAGGUCAAUCUCUGGUUAAAUGGCUUUCACAGGUCGAUUGCGUGAACUGAUGAAGAAGUAUGGCAAGGUGGCUUUGGGCGUCCACUUCUCCGUCUCCGCUGCCUCCAUUACUGGUCUUUACGUUGCAAUCAAGAAAAACGUCGACGUUGAAUCUGUCCUCAGCAAAGUGGGUAUCUCCCACAUCUCCAAAGAAGAAGAACAGGAAAAAGUGGAAACCUCUUUUUCUGAAUCCGGAACAUCGGAUGGGUUCUUAGAAGAAGAAAGAAUGGAACUACCCAUCUCGACUGAUCAACAGAUGACGAAGAAGAACCGCACUGCUGAGCUCGCGGCUUCUAGUGGCGGAGCUCUUGCUUUGGCUAUUCUAUGUAAUAAAGCUUUGUUGCCCGUCAGGAUUCCGAUCACUAUCGCUCUCACGCCGCCGAUCGCGAGAUUCCUGGCGAGGCGACGAAUCAUCAAGAAUCGUGUAUGAUCUUUAUCCGGUUAUUUAUUUAAUCCAUCUCUCGCAUGCUUUUUUAUCUUUUUUAUUGUUAGUCAAAAGUUUGUAUCAAAUGUGUUCUUUGAAGUGGAUUUUUCCAUACUUUGAUAGAUUUAGGUUAUGGAACUAUUUACGAAUUGGAACUGGUUCUCAGAAUCUCAGAAUGGGUUAGUUUUUUCUUUUGCUGAGAUAAUGAGAUGCCAUUGUUUCUCAGUUCUCUAGGACCCAAGUACAGAGAGGAGGAAUAGAAAAACAGAACAAUUGCAAGUGUUGUAAGUGUUAUCAAGAAAACAACUGCCCUCAGUGAGUCAGUGCCGAUAGAAGAAAAGGCUUGCAUAGUUGUUUUAAUUUUUUUAUUGAAAAUCUAUGUUCAGACUUCAGAUGCUCUUUUACAAUAAGCAAUAUACAAGUUAUUGCAAAUA